AUGUCAACCUCCCCUCGAAAAAAUAACAAGUCAGCCCGCGUCCAGGCGGAUUCUAUCUCCCAUAAAUCUCGUCAUGUUAACGGCGCGUCGAAGCCCAGGUCCACGCUUGAUUCGUUCAAAGCAUCGGCAAAGCGGCCUGCUCCCCCGGGCGCACCACCAAGACCCUACGUCCCACCACCGCUUCCGCUCAGCGACGAGCUCGUAGCGUCAGAGUACCAGAAAGUGCUGAACGGGCCCGCGGACAGCCGGGACGCUUCUUUCGGCCAAGCCCUCGCGCAACUGCUUGGAGCGCUCCCUCGGUCUGGGAAUGGUCAAUACAACGUCAAAGAAGCCGCCGCCCAGAACUAUCUCACAAAACUAGGGCUAUAUGCGCAGCCGAGGCUCACCAACGAUUUCCCGCCCCUAUACAAGGUCGGAGGCCACACGUCAAACAAGGACUCAUUCCCGGCCGUAUUCCUCAAGAACGCUAACGCGCCGUACGUCGAGAGGACCACCGUCGGAAAUCACGGCUUCGCGUACAUGACGUCGGAAGUCUGCAAAGCGGUCUGCGAGUGUGGGACGUUCCACCUCUUCGUUUACCGCCAGUAUCCAUAUGGUCAAGAGCUCCCAUAUCCCUGGCGUUACUGUGGGCUCUUCUGCGCGCACAAGAUCGGAUACAAGCUAUCCACACCCGGAUGGGAGCGCUUGAGCGAUGAGGCGAAGAAAGCAGCUGCCGAAACCCACUGCGUAUCCCUCCACGGGGGAGACAGGGCGUCCGCCACUCCCGAGAACAUACUCCGCUACCAGCAGGAAUUCCGCAUCCGCGCCGUCGAGAUGCCGCUCGUGCUCUUAGAGUGCGUCGAGUUCCCAUACGGAUACGGCAGGGCUCUGCUCUCUGAGGAUUGCCAGCAUAGUGUUGCUAUAAAGCGCACGCUAACGAAGGCCAUACCAAAGAGGGCCGACAUCGAGCGUGAUGAGGCGGCAAAGGCACAAGUGAAGGACAAAGCACGGCGGGCUGAGCCCCGCUGGUAG
Messenger RNA from Trametes versicolor FP-101664 SS1, 1011 nucleotides. RefSeq lists its product as uncharacterized. The record is from RefSeq and is a predicted model, not a curated record. The coding region runs from base 1 to 1011 and encodes 336 amino acids. Lineage: Eukaryota; Fungi; Basidiomycota; Agaricomycetes; Polyporales; Polyporaceae. The transcript is spliced from 4 exons.